AUGACGAAUGCAAUGAUUAGGGAUAUUUGGGCUUUGGGAAACUGGGAAAUAGUUGCAGUUUGGAUUAUAACGCACUUAUUGGACAGUAAAAUAAUCGAAUAUAAGAAACUCUUUAAACUAUUUGACUUAGCCAACAAGUCGUGUCUUUACUCUUUAGACGAAGGUCCUUUAAAUUUUGAAUUCCAGACCAAAAAUAAAUUUUAUAAAUCAUUGGUGACGUCCGACAGCACCAACUACAAUGUUUCAAGUCACAACAACACUAUCAUUUCAAAUGCUGUAACAACAACAACAACGAUGGCACCAAGCACAAUAAUUGCAAUCGCAACAGAACCAACUACAAGUAAAAUUCCACCAACCACAAAAAUUCAACACCCAUGUUGGAUAAGCAAAAAACGAAAAAAAAUUAUUCUUAGGCAAAAUUAUGAAGAAAAAUUAAUGUUAGCAUCAACUAGAAGAUUUCUAACCACGACAACACAAUCAAAAAGUACAAUAUCACCAACCACGAUGUUUCCAGAUACAAAUAAACCAGCUACAAUGACUCCAGUAAUUUCAAAAACUGUAAAAACAACAACGAUGGCUCAAACCACGAUAAUUCCAUCUACAACAAUGACAAUGCCAACUACAAAAAUACCAACAAUUUCAUCUAAAAUAUUUCCAGGCACAACAGUAACUUUAAACACAGUUACAACGGCUAUGGCAUCAAACACAACAUUUCCAACUACGACAACGCCAGCGGCAAGUAUAAUGUCAUCAAUUACAAUGUUUCCAGAUACCAAAACUCCAAUCACAGUAACACCAAUAAUUUUAAGCACUGCAACAACAACAACUAUGGCAUCAACGACAGUAAUUAUAUCUAUAAAUCUGACAAUGCCAACCACACAAAUACCAACAAUUCCAUCUACAAUAUUUCUGGAUACUUCUACACCAACAACAAUGACACCAUUAAUUGCAAACAGUGCUACAACUGUGGCAUCAACCUCAAUAUAUCCAACUAAUACAAGACCAAUACUAAGUACAAUGUCUACAACUUCAAUGUCUGACUCAAAAACAACAGCAAUAAUAACCCCAAUAAUUUCAAAUACGAUAACUUCAACAUCUAUGACACCAACUAUAAUAAUUACAACAACUAUAACAGACCUAAGUAAAAUGUCACCAACCGCAAGGUCUCAGCACCCAUUAUGGAUAAGCAAACAACGAAAGAGAAGAAUGUUUAGGCAAAAAUGUUACGAAAAGAAACUUAUGUCAUCGAAUAAAAUAUUUCUAACUACAAUAACAACAACACAAUCUCCAGUCACAACGUUGCCUGACACAAAAACACCAAUAACACCAAUAAUUUCAAACACUGCAACAACAACCGUUGAAUCAACCACAACAUUUCAAACUACGACACCAAGUAUUAUGCCACCGACCACCGACCACAGGAUUCAAUGGUUUGAUCUAAUUGAUCGAAUGAAUCUGUUCGACGACGAACUUAACCGAACAGUGAUGACACCAAUCACAACAAAACCACGUACUAUGUCACAAAUUACAAUGUUUCCGGAAACAAUAACUCCAGCCACAAUAACACCAAUUAUAUCAAACACUUCAACAACGACUAUGGUAUCAACCAAAACAUGUCUAACUACAACAAGACCAAAACCAAGUACCAUAUCACCAACCACAAUAUUCCCAGGUACAGCAACACCAGCUACAUUGACACUAGUAAUUUCAACCACUGCAACAAUAACUACGUCAUCAACCACAACAAGUGAAAUAUCAAAUNAGUUUUUGAACAAUUCAUUUUCAAAUAAUUAUUUGUUUGAAUUUCGUUUAUUGCCUCAAGAAGUAUAUAAAUAUUUAGCGACAGCACCAACUACAAUGUUUCAAGUCACAACAACACUAUCAAUUUCAAAUGCUGUAACAACAACAACAACGAUGGCACCAAGCACAAUAAUUGCAAUCGCAACAGAACCAACUACAAGUAAAAUUCCACCAACCACAAAAAUUCAACACCCAUGUUGGAUAAGCAAAAAACGAAAAAAAAUUAUUCUUAGGCAAAAUUAUGAAGAAAAAUUAAUGUUAGCAUCAACUAGAAGAUUUCUAACCACGACAACACAAUCAAAAAGUACAAUAUCACCAACCACGAUGUUUCCAGAUACAAAUAAACCAGCUACAAUGACUCCAGUAAUUUCAAAAACUGUAAAAACAACAACGAUGGCUCAAACCACGAUAAUUCCAUCUACAACAAUGACAAUGCCAACUACAAAAAUACCAACAAUUUCAUCUAAAAUAUUUCCAGGCACAACAGUAACUUUAAACACAGUUACAACGGCUAUGGCAUCAAACACAACAUUUCCAACUACGACAACGCCAGCGGCAAGUAUAAUGUCAUCAAUUACAAUGUUUCCAGAUACCAAAACUCCAAUCACAGUAACACCAAUAAUUUUAAGCACUGCAACAAUAACAACUAUGGCAUCAACGACAGUAAUUAUAUCUAUAAAUCUGACAAUGCCAACCACACAAAUACCAACAAUUCCAUCUACAAUAUUUCUGGAUACUUCUACACCAACAACAAUGACACCAUUAAUUGCAAACAGUGCUACAACUGUGGCAUCAACCUCAAUAUAUCCAACUAAUACAAGACCAAUACUAAGUACAAUGUCUACAACUUCAAUGUCUGACUCAAAAACAACAGCAAUAAUAACCCCAAUAAUUUCAAAUACGAUAACUUCAACAUCUAUGACACCAACUAUAAUAAUUACAACAACUAUAACAGACCUAAGUAAAAUGUCACCAACCGCAAGGUCUCAGCACCCAUUAUGGAUAAGCAAACAACGAAAGAGAAGAAUGUUUAGGCAAAAAUGUUACGAAAAGAAACUUAUGUCAUCGAAUAAAAUAUUUCUAACUACAAUAACAACAACACAAUCUCCAGUCACAACGUUGCCUGACACAAAAACACCAAUAACACCAAUAAUUUCAAACACUGCAACAACAACCGUUGAAUCAACCACAACAUUUCAAACUACGACACCAAGUAUUAUGCCACCGACCACCGACCACAGGAUUCAAUGGUUUGAUCUAAUUGAUCGAAUGAAUCUGUUCGACGACGAACUUAACCGAACAGUGAUGACACCAAUCACAACAAAACCACGUACUAUGUCACAAAUUACAAUGUUUCCGGAAACAAUAACUCCAGCCACAAUAACACCAAUUAUAUCAAACACUUCAACAACGACUAUGGUAUCAACCAAAACAUGUCUAACUACAACAAGACCAAAACCAAGUACCAUAUCACCAACCACAAUAUUCCCAGGUACAGCAACACCAGCUACAUUGACACUAGUAAUUUCAACCACUGCAACAAUAACUACGUCAUCAACCACAACAAGUGAAAUAUCAAAUACUUUAAAGAAUCCGAACCCAUUAAUGUUAAGCAAGAGACAAUUGAAACGUAGGAGACGAAUGAAACAUAGAAUACAUCCAACGAUUGCGACCACACCAUCUAUAAAAACAGUAACUACUCCAACUACAACGCCAACACCUAUUCCAACUACAAUGUUUCCAGACACAACAACAUUAGCAACAACAACCCCAGUACAAUUUCAAACGCUGCAACCUAUAAAAACAGUAACUAGUCCAGCUACAAUGUUUCCAGACACAACAACAUUAGCAACAACAACCCCAGUACAAUUUUAAACGCUGCAACAGCAACAACACAACCAACGAUUUUUCCAAUCACAACAAUUCUAUCAACAUCGACACCAACACCAAUAUUUCCAAACACAAAGACAUCAGCAACAGGGACACCAAUAUUCUCCAAUACAACAACAACAAUGGCAAUGGCCUUCGCCGCAACAAUUAUAUCAAUAUCCCCACUAACGCCAAGUACAAAGUAACCAAUCACAUUUUUCCAGGCACAAAAUCACCAAAAACAUUGAUACCAGUAAUUUAAAUUACUUUAACAGAUCCAACACUUGACACAAUUCCAUCAACUAUAGGGACUCCAAACCUAUAACCGUUGAGCAAAAAACAUAAAUCAUAGUUAAGACAAUAUUACAAAAAAAACUUUAGUUUAUCACGUGAUAUAUAGCGAACAUAUAUACCACACAUAAUUUUUAUGAAAAUGUAUUUUAUAGUAUAUCAAAAUGUACAAAAAAAUAAUAAUAUUAAUUUAAAUAGUUGUUUGACAUUAAGUCUAUACCAUUGUAUAAUUAAUUUUCUAAUAUUGUAUUAUAUCUACACUGCCAUUUUAAUAGUAAUUAUUAAUACAACCACUUACACACAUUACACAACUUUAUAUAUUACUUUUACUAUACAUAUUUAU
Messenger RNA from Myzus persicae (green peach aphid), 4303 nucleotides. Its product is annotated as mucin-2-like. Lineage: Eukaryota; Metazoa; Arthropoda; Insecta; Hemiptera; Aphididae. The record is from RefSeq and is a predicted model, not a curated record.